This is a messenger RNA of Arabis nemorensis, 1230 nucleotides long. The record is from the annotation of a GenBank genome assembly. Lineage: Eukaryota; Viridiplantae; Streptophyta; Magnoliopsida; Brassicales; Brassicaceae.
AUGGAUGAAGAUAUCGAGAUUCCUCCGUUCUUUCUCUGCCCCAUCUCUCUAGAGAUCAUGAAAGAUCCGGUGAUAGUCUCUACCGGAAUAACCUACGACAGAGACAGCAUCGAGAAAUGGCUCUUUUCCGGUAAGAAGAACUCGUGUCCGGUCACCAAACAAGACAUAUCCGACGCAGAUCUCACUCCAAACCACACUCUUCGCCGUCUCAUCCAAUCUUGGUGCACCUUAAACGCCUCCUACGGUGUAGAGAGGAUCCCAACACCGAGACAUCCGAUCUGUAAAUCAGAGAUCGAAAAGCUCAUAAAAGUUUCAGCCUCUUCUCAUCAAAACAAGGUCAAGUGUCUCAAACGACUACGUCAGAUUGUGUCGGAGAACGCGACCAACAAGCGGUGUUUGGAGGCUGCGGGAGUACCGGAGUUCUUGGCCACCAUCGUAAGCAACAACGACAUGGAAAAUGGGUUUGAGUCUUUGGCCGACGAAGCUCUAAGCUUACUCUACCAUCUCGAGAUCUCAGAGACAGUCCUCAAGAAUCUUUUAAACAACAAGAAAGGUAACGAUAUCGUAAAGUCAUUGACGAAGAUCAUGCAGCGAGGGAUCUACGAGUCGAGAGCCUAUGCAACUUUGCUUCUCAAGAACAUUCUUGAAGUAGCGGAUCCAAUGCAGAUUAUGAGUUUGAAGCAAGAGGUUUUCAUUGAGGUCGUUCAGAUCUUGGACGACCAGAUCUCGCACAAGGCAACAAAAGCCGCGAUGCAUAUAUUAGUGAGCAUAUGUCCAUGGGGAAGGAACAGACACAAGGCCGUGGAAGCUGGAGCGAUCUCCGUGAUAAUCGAGCUUCUCAUGGAUGAGAGUUUCUCAUCAGAGAGAAGAGGUCCAGAGAUGGCGAUGGUGGUUCUUGAUAUGCUGUGUCAGUGUGCGGAAGGACGAGCCGAGUUCUUGAACCAUGGAGCAGCCAUAGCUGUGGUGUGUAAGAAGAUAUUGAGGGUUUCGCAGACGGCAAGCGACAGAGCGGUUAGGGUUUUGUUGUCGGUGGGAAAGUUCUGCGCGACGCCGGCUUUGCUUAACGAGAUGUUACAGUUGGGAGUUGUAGCCAAGAUGUGUCUUGUGCUUCAGGUUAGUUGUGGAAGCAAGACUAAAGAUAAAGCAAAGGAGUUGCUUAAGUUGCACUCUAGGGUUUGGAAGGACUCACCUUGUAUCCCAAAAAACAUGAUUCUUGCAUAUCCCUCAUGA